AUGUUUCCCCUAGGUUUUGCACCUUUCGUGUUGGCAUUGGCUGCCGCAUUUAAGAUUCCCAAUAGAGACUAUGACGCAAGACAAUACUUCAUCGUGGAACUAGACGGACAAAAGACUCCGUCGGGUGAUUCUUUGGGUCUGUUCAUUGACCAAUUCAACGAGACUUUCACGUAUGAGCAUCCGGUGCGGGGCUUAGACGACCAUUAUGUGUUUUCUGUCCCCAAGGAGCAUGCCUACAUGGACUUUAUGGGCAACUAUAGAUCCAACGACUAUAAUCUUCUAAAGCGCUCGGCGGGGUUUGAGCUGCACCACGAUGCGUUGGUAGCAUUUCCUAGCAUGCGACUGAUCCAUAUGCUCGAGCCAAAGAUACUCGAAAAGCGUCUUCCUGUGACCAUAGAAAGAGACGAUGCUCAAUGUAAAAGAAAGCGCCUCGAGGCCGUCGACUCUUCCCAGCUUCCAGCCAAGGAGGUUAGCGAUAAGUUGGAUAUCCAAGAUCCGAUCUUCUUUGAGCAGUGGCAUUUGGUGAACACUUUGUCACCUGGAAAUGAUGUCAACGUCAAGAACGUAUGGUAUGAUGGGGUUCGCGGCAAGGGCGUCACGGUCGCCAUUGUAGAUGAUGGCCUCGACUAUGAAACCAAAGAUUUGGCUGACAAUUUCAGUAAGGACGGCCUGUGGGACUUCAACGAUAACAACCCCCUCCCCAAACCACGUCUUUUCGACGAUUAUCACGGCACCCGGUGUGCUGGAGAAGUCGCUGGUGUGAAAAAUGAUGUCUGCGGUGUGGGCGUUGCCUAUGAGAGUAAAGUGGCGGGCAUCAGAAUUCUUUCGGGCAAAAUCACUUCUGAGGAAGAGGCUGCCGCUAUGAUUUACGGUUUGGACCACAACGAUAUAUAUUCUUGCUCCUGGGGCCCCACAGAUAAUGGUCGGACUGUUGCAGCCCCAGAGGCAAUCGUGCAGAAGGCUAUUAUCAAGGGUGUCCAGGAUGGCAGAAAGGGCAAAGGCGCCCUCUAUGUCUUUGCCAGCGGAAAUGGUGGCCGAGUCGGUGACCAAUGUAACUUCGAUGGUUACACCAAUUCUAUUUACUCUAUUACUAUCGGUGCUAUUGAUUACCAUGGCUCCCACCCAAGUUACGCCGAAACUUGUUCUGCGGUUAUGGUGGUAACUUACAGUUCGGGCUCAGGAGAACACAUUCACACAACUGAUAUUCAUAAAAAAUGUACCACAAUUCAUGGUGGCACAUCCGCAGCAGCUCCUUUAGCUGCGGGCCUUUUUGCAUUGGCAUUACAAGUUAAUCCAGAGCUUACAUGGAGAGAUAUGCAAUACGUCACUGCGAUUUCUGCUGUUCCAGUUAAUGAGGAUGAUGGUGAGUACCAGGACAUUGCACUUGGACAUAAAUACUCGCAUAAGUAUGGCUUUGGUAAGAUCGACGCAGAGAAGCUUGUUGAGCAAGCAAAGAAUUGGACCAAUAAGAAGCCUCAAGCAUGGUACUAUGGAGAUGUUGUUUCAGUAGAUAAGCGUGCACAAGGAGCCGCAGACGCUAAUUCUGAAACGAUUACAUCCACCUGGAACGUCACGGAGGAGGACUUAGAGGUGAUGAAUUUGGAGACCUUGGAGCAUGUCACAGUGAAGGUCAAUAUCGGCUCCAACUAUCGUGGAAAGAUUGAUGUCAAGCUUAUCUCUCCUACUGGUAUUGUGAGUAAAUUGGCCUGGUUCAGGGACAUGGAUAGUGCUGAGAGCGGGCUCAUCGAUUGGACGUUUAUGUCUGUAGCUCAUUUCGGUGAGAAAGGUGUUGGUGAAUGGAAGAUUGAGGUUUUUGGCGGCACCAAUAACGAGAUUCAUUUCAAGGACUGGCAACUCAAGUUCUAUGGAGAAAGUGUCGAUGCAGACAAGGCGGAAAUCUAUGAUCUUGACAAGGAUUAUGCUCUCGUCAAGAAAGAGCGUCUUGAAAACAAGCAUCUGAAGCCCGACGAACCUCAGGAGCCAAGUCUGAGCACUGUCGAGGAAAGCACUACCUCAAGUCCUGUCGACUCCACAUCAAGUCAGGAGCCAACCUCCACCGCAACCUCAAGUGAAGCUAUUACAACAACAUCUGAAAGUGCAACAACUCCAAGUAGCGCCACUUCUGCCACUGCUUCUGCCACCGCGACUAACCCGAGCGGAGAGCAACACUCGGGCGAAAGCAAGAGCAGCUUCCUCACCCUAGGCCAGAGCGUCUUGGGAUUCGCGGUGAUUGUUUUUGUAUGUGUCAUUUGCUACAUCAAAUGGCCACGGAAUCAAAGCAGCUCCCGUAGAAGAAGAGGUGACUACGAGUUUGACGUCAUCCCAGGCGAAGACUACACGGACAGCGAGGACGACAACGAAACCUUUGAACUUACACCUUCUCAAGAAGACCUAGAGCAAGAGAGACUUUUCACAGAAGCUGACAUUACCGGAGCCGGCGACUACGAUGACGACAUGUUUCAAGUUGGAGACGAAGAUUUUGACAAGGAACAUGGCGAGGGUACUACUACGGCUGCAACGGACAGUGACGCUGGUCUUGUAGACAAGAAGGGAGAUGCAAAUAUAGAUGCGUCUACGGAUGGGAAGCAAGGGAACGCGAAAUAA
Messenger RNA from Australozyma saopauloensis, 2604 nucleotides. It is a transcript of the gene KEX2, whose product is annotated as kexin. Gene Ontology annotation, biological process: protein processing. Gene Ontology annotation, molecular function: serine-type endopeptidase activity. The record is from RefSeq and is a predicted model, not a curated record. Lineage: Eukaryota; Fungi; Ascomycota; Pichiomycetes; Serinales; Metschnikowiaceae. The coding region runs from base 1 to 2604 and encodes 867 amino acids. Gene Ontology annotation, cellular component: Golgi membrane; trans-Golgi network. The transcript has a single exon.